UGCGUCUAUUUUCCAGUGAGUGUUUUCAAGAAGACCUCUCCGAGUACCUCUACUCCGCCGGCGUUGUUUUGGGUCGGCCUCUGGAAUCAGUUCAAUUGCCCUGGGGGGUGCGAUAAAAGGAUCAGUUUUGUGAAAGUCGUAUUCCUGGUUGUAAUACUGGUAGUGCUGAUUUGCCCAACCGUUUGAGUCCAAAACUCUUUGAUGCGAUGGGCGUAUUGAAUGCUCUUCGACGGGGCAUUGUGAGAGGAGCCGAUCGUAUGGCUGAAUUCACCAGCAAACGUGGCUCAAGAACUCACUACAAAGGCAGAGGGGCACAGCCAACAGGAGUACUAACCUCCAGUAGAAAAUUUGUUCCAGUACAGGCAAUGAUCCCACAGUUUUUGGUGCCCGACUUGGAGGGAUUCAAACUCAAGCCCUACGUGUCCUACCGCACCCCGGCUGGAACGGAGCCCGCUGUCACCCCUGAGGGUCUGUUCUCUGAGGCUGUGGCCCGACAGAUCCAGAAAGACUUUGAGGAAGGUUCCUUUGAUAAGGAACAGCUGGAGAAAUACGGAUUUGAGCCCACGCAGGAGGGAAAGUUAUUCAAACUAUACCCCAAGAACUUUAUACAAUAAAUGGGCCACCCAAUCUGAUCUAUCUGGAACUCUGACUUAGUGUCAAGGAUCAUUAACUUAUUUUGUUUGUGUUGGGAGGUCAAGUGGUUGCUAACAAUUUGAGACCGUUGAGCUGAUCGUGUGUUACUGAACCCUGGUGUAUUGUGAAUGUGCUUGCUGGAAGUACUAGUAUAUGGUAUUCUAAUUAAAACAAAUGUAUAUAUGGA
This is a messenger RNA of Coregonus clupeaformis (lake whitefish), 820 nucleotides long. RefSeq names its product 39S ribosomal protein L41, mitochondrial. The transcript has 3 exons. The record is from RefSeq and is a predicted model, not a curated record. Gene Ontology annotation, biological process: translation. Gene Ontology annotation, molecular function: structural constituent of ribosome. Gene Ontology annotation, cellular component: mitochondrial large ribosomal subunit. The coding region runs from base 207 to 614 and encodes 135 amino acids. NCBI's taxonomy places the organism in Eukaryota, Metazoa, Chordata, Actinopteri, Salmoniformes, Salmonidae.